Paramecium tetraurelia is the source of this 1063-nucleotide messenger RNA. RefSeq lists its product as uncharacterized. Gene Ontology annotation, biological process: regulation of DNA-templated transcription. Gene Ontology annotation, cellular component: nucleus. Gene Ontology annotation, molecular function: RNA polymerase II cis-regulatory region sequence-specific DNA binding; DNA-binding transcription factor activity, RNA polymerase II-specific. The record is from RefSeq and is a predicted model, not a curated record. NCBI's taxonomy places the organism in Eukaryota, Ciliophora, Oligohymenophorea, Peniculida, Parameciidae. The transcript has 5 exons.
AUGAGCUUCCUUCAUGUUCACUAAUAAUCUUAUCAUUAAUCCACUGAAGAAUCCUAACAUUCUCAUAAAUUGAACUUUCUUCAAAUUCAAAACGUUGACAUAAAAGAAUAUAAAAGGAAAUGGAUGUUACACUUUAACUCCAUUCCUAAUUACAAAGUCUUAGAAGGAAUGUAUUACCAGCUUCAACAAAGUAAGGCUACAGAUGAUCGAGAGAAAAAUGAGGAAAUAUUACUUCAGUGUAUUCUGAUUAGUGUCCAAGCUCCGCUUAGUCUAAAACUUUCUGAUGAAUAAUGGUUGCUAAUUAGUGAAUUGAUGCCCACUUACAGGACUCCGAAAGAAUUGUAGUAAAUGAGUUUAUAAUUUCUACAUUAAUCAGCCUAUAAUAAUCCUUGGACUGAUUAAGAAGAUUGGUAACUGCUUGAAAUUAUAUUGUCAUUUUUGAAACAGAAGAAAGGCAACAAAUGGAGUAAGAUAGCAAAAGAGCUAAAUGAUGUAAGUUAAAGUAAAAUCACGAGAACACCAAAAUAAUGUAGAGAAAGAUGGGGUAAUAAAUUGGAUCCAUCAAUUAAUCGUGAAGAAUGGAGUGAUUCAGAGGAUCUUUAUUUCUUACAAUUGCUCUUACAACAUGGACGUAAAUGGGCUGAGAUAGCCAUUCGACUUUCAGCCAUGACAGAAAGCAAGAAGAGAACCGAAUUUGCUUUGAAACAUCGUUACAAAAAAAUGAUCCUCUGUUCUAACAUUUCAUAUUCUAAAUUAAACGUUGGACAUAAAUAUUCUGUAUCAUCAGAUUGGAAUACAAAGGAAGUCAACAAAAUAGUUGCCAAAAUUUCUUAAUUAGAGAAGGCGAUUGAACCUGAAAGGUCCAAUGUAUACAAUUGUUAGCCUUUUAACAAACAAGUCAAGCUUAAUGACUCAAGUAGAUUAGUUUUAAUCAGAGGAUCGCGUAAAGAGGAAGUAGAUUUAUCUAAACUUUUUCACUUGAUAAAUCUAAUGAAUCUUCCACUUUUGUAGGGUCAAGUUUGAAUAAUAGAGCAAUAUUACACAUAAUAAUUAUUCAAAUAUA